CACAUCAAAGAUCCCUGGGUCCUGCUGCAACAAGAAGUUGAGCGGAGAGGCGAGAUUGGCCAGGCGCAUGCUAUCUAUAAUGCCAUGAUUCUCUUGUGAAUGCCUCUCGGUUAAAUCUGAUCAAUCUGAUUUUCCGCCUCAAAUUCGGCACAAUGUCGUCACCACGGAUAGCCCGUAUCGCAAGCUAUCAAGCCCGCGGGCUUCGUCACGCGUCAUCAACAGGUCGUCCCGCGCAAAGCAGCGCAUCGCAUGUCUUACGACACAACCGAACGUUAACACCUUCAGAACUACAGCGUUUGCGCCAGAAACGGCUUCGCAUUUCAAACCAUGGGUCUAACAGCCGAAGCAGCAGCGGACAGCCACCUCAGCCGCCAUCAAAAACGCCCUCAAAGCGACCUCGAAGUAAAAAUGAACUCUUGGCCGUCGCUCUCGCUCGGGCAAACAACUCCGACCUUGUUGCCGAUGUACAGAUUGCCGACGAUCCCGAUGCCGUCCUCCCUCUCGACCAUCCCGCCAUGUCUAUCCUUGGCCACAGCAGCCUGGUGAUACAACGACAAUUGGAGAUGAUGAACGUAAUCUUGGGAUUUGAACAGGCAAAUCGAUACAUCAUCAUGGACGGUUGCGGAAAUACCCUGGGAUAUAUGGCAGAGCAGGAUCACGGGAUAGGACAAUCAAUGGCGCGUCAAUUAUUCCGCACACACCGAUCAUUCACAACACACAUCUUCGAUAAGCGACAGCGUGAGGUCUUGAGGAUACACAGGCCAUUCUCGUACAUAAAUAGUCGGGUAAGGAUAUACGAUGCUGUGCCGAAAGGCGGAUUUGCGGAGUCCGGGACUCCCACGGCGACAACCAAUCCAGUGGUACAAGAUUCUGCAACAACAUCCUCUUCAGCAUCGAUGUCAACUUCUAUCAUGAAUCAUUCUGUAGACGCUGCUCUCACAGCACCACAGAUAUCUCCACUCAAAUCCGAGGAAAUGCGCAUCAUAGGCGAGAGCCAACAGCAGUGGGCAGCAUUCCGACGGAAGUACAACCUCUUCAGCAACCGCCCAAUACGGUCAAUUCCACCCUCCCCGAGCGAAACAAAACUCCUUCAAUCCGGCCAGAAACCGAUCUCCGAAACUACUGCGCUGACCGAGGCCAAAGUUCCCGAGGUCGCUAUCGAAGCUGGAAUGACACAAUUCGCAUACAUCGAUGAGCCUCUUCUAAGCUGGGACUUCACUCUACGAUCGGCGGAGGUGGCAACAAUCGGCAGCGUCAAUCGCAAUUUCUCGGGUUUUGCGCGGGAGAUCUUCACCGACACAGGUGUGUACGUACUUCGAAUGGACAGCGCUGUAGAUCAACAUCAAGCAACAAAUAGCGGCGAGCGCGUCGUGCCAAUGUCAUUAGAUGCACGAGCCGUCAUGCUCGCCACGGCGAUCUCCAUCGAUUUCGAUUACUUCUCCAAAAGCUCCAAUGGAAUCAUGGAGGCGCCAAUCUUCUUCCCAUGGCCCAUGGGAGGCGGAGGUGGCAGUUCUUCGGAACCUGGGGUUGGCGCUGCAGGUGCUGCAGGUGCAGCUGGAGCCAUGGGUAGCGGCGCGGCGCAGGGCAUGUAUGGUGAUGACGGCUCCGGGCGGCAGAGCUUGGAUGGGGAUGAAGGUGAAUGGACUUGGGACGAUUCCCGUGAGCCCUCAGAUCCUCAAAGUGAAGGUAAAGGGAGCGAUGGCAGUAGCGGUGAUUCUGGUGACAAUGGAGACGGUGGGGAAGGCUCGGGGGCAGAGGAAUCCAUUCUCGACGCCAUAUUUGGAAAUUAGGGAAUCGGGUUUUCGUCGCGGGGCGAUGAUGGCAACCCCCUAUCUACGUCGUUCCUUCUUCGGCAGUUCCGGAACUGUGUGCAGGCGCAUGUACGAUUGAUGUUGUUUAGAUUUGAAGCAAAAUAGACAAGAUAGAUGUCCUGACUGGGACGCAGGCUUUGGUCGGAAAUGGGUUGUGCAUACCAACCUCUACAUGAUCCGUGCUGCUGCGCAUCGUGUCGGUGCCCGGUAUUCCAAAUCACGCACAUUAUCGUUGCCACUGCUACCAGCACAACCCUUUGCGAAUGCUUAAGAUUGUGAUGAUAGAUCACUUCGAAAUGCAGUCAGACU
Messenger RNA from Dissoconium aciculare CBS 342.82, 2120 nucleotides. RefSeq names its product Scramblase-domain-containing protein. The record is from RefSeq and is a predicted model, not a curated record. Gene Ontology annotation, biological process: plasma membrane phospholipid scrambling. The transcript has a single exon. Gene Ontology annotation, molecular function: phospholipid scramblase activity. Bases 153 to 1790 code for a protein of 545 amino acids. Gene Ontology annotation, cellular component: plasma membrane. Lineage: Eukaryota; Fungi; Ascomycota; Dothideomycetes; Mycosphaerellales; Dissoconiaceae.